Messenger RNA from Fragaria vesca subsp. vesca, 2431 nucleotides. RefSeq names its product cellulose synthase-like protein E1-like. The coding region runs from base 47 to 2431 and encodes 794 amino acids. NCBI's taxonomy places the organism in Eukaryota, Viridiplantae, Streptophyta, Magnoliopsida, Rosales, Rosaceae. Gene Ontology annotation, molecular function: mannan synthase activity; cellulose synthase (UDP-forming) activity. Gene Ontology annotation, cellular component: trans-Golgi network; plasma membrane. Gene Ontology annotation, biological process: plant-type primary cell wall biogenesis; cellulose biosynthetic process. The record is from RefSeq and is a predicted model, not a curated record. The transcript has 10 exons.
CCAACUAGAGAAAGAAAGCAAUUGAGCAAUCAUAGUUAGCUCAAAAAUGGGAGAGGAAAGACAUUCACCACUGUUUGAGACAACGAAGGCAAAGGGAAAAGUAUUCUAUAGGUUUUCUGCAGUGUCAGUAUCUGUUGGUAUAUGUUUGAUUUGGGUUUAUAGAGUGACUCACAUACCAAAAGCUGGAGAAGAUGGAAGAUUUGGCUGGAUGUUGUUGUUCGCCGCUGAGUUAUGGUUCAGUUUUUACUGGUUCAUCACUCAAGCGCUUCGUUGGAGCCGCACCUACAGGCAUACCUUCAAGGACAGACUCUCCGAAAGAUAUGAGAAUGAGUUGCCGGGGGUGGACAUAUUCGUGUGCACCGCGGAUCCGAUCAUAGAGCCGCCGAUGAUGGUGAUGAACACUGUUCUAUCGGUCAUGUCUUAUGACUAUCCGCCGGAGAAGCUCAGCGUGUAUCUCUCUGACGAUGGAGGCUCAGAAUUUACGUACUAUGCUUUUCUGGAAGCUGCUGAGUUUGCCAAGUAUUGGAUACCCUAUUGCAAGGAGUACAGUAUGGAGCCGAGAUCACCAUUUGCUUAUUUUGUCUCGAUAGAUUCUGAUGCAGUUGAUGAUGAAAGCCAGAAUCAGAAAAAGGCUGCUGAUUUAGCGCUCAUUAAGAAACUAUACGAGGGCAUGGCAACGAAAGUUGAAAAUGCAGUGAAGCUAGGUCGGAUUCCGGAAGAAGUAAGAUCAAAACAUAAAGGUUUUUCUCAGUGGGACUCAUACUCUUCAAAACGUGACCAUGACACCAUUCUUCAAAUAGUAAUUGACGGGAGAGACCCAAAUGCAAGAGAUGUUGAAGGGUGUGUGUUGCCAACUUUGGUGUAUUUGGCUCGGGAGAAGAGACCCCAGAUUCACCAUAACUUCAAAGCUGGUGCUAUGAAUGCUCUGAUUAGGGUAUCGUCAAAUAUUAGCAAUGGGAAGUUACUUCUUAAUGUAGACUGUGACAUGUAUUCAAACAACUCCAAGGCCAUAAGGGAUGCACUCUGCUUCUUGAUGGAUGAAGAACAAGGCCAUGAGAUUGCUUACGUACAGUUCCCCCAGAAUUUCGAUAACCUUACUAAGAAUGAAUUAUACGCUUCAUUGCGAGUAAUUACCGAGGUGGAAUUUCAUGGUCUGGAUACUUAUUGGGGGAUGCCAUAUAUUGGAACCGGAUGCUUCCACAGAAGAGACACUCUUUCUGGGAAGAAAUUCAGCAAGGUGAAUAAGAGUGAGAUGAAAUGGGAGGAUAACAAAAGAGAGUACAUUGGCAUUCAUGAAUUAGAACAAAGUUCAAAGAGACUUGCGAGUUGUACAUUUGAGGAGAACACACAAUGGGGAAAAGAGAUGGGUUUGAAAUAUGGGUGUACAGUUGAGGAUGUGAUAACAGGACUAUCAAUCCAAUGCCGAGGAUGGAAAUCAGUGAAUUACAAUCCAACAAGGAAAGCUUUCUUAGGAUUAGCUCCUACCACCUUGCUUCAGGCACUUGUGAUGUAUAAGAGAUGGGCGGAAGGCAACCUUCAGAUUACGCUUUCUAAGGACAAUGUUGUAUGGUGUGGCCAUAGAAAGCUUAGUUUAGGCCAUAAACUGGGAUACCUUCGCUUCAAUUUAUGGGCUGCUAAUUGCUGGGCAACACUAAUAUACGCCACCCUUCCUUCACUUUACCUUCUUAGAGGCACGUCCUUAUUUCCCCAGAUUUCCAGCAGAUGGAUCAUACCAUUUGCAUAUGUGAUAAUUGCUAAGCACAUUGGGAGCUUCGUGGAGUAUCGGUGGUGUGGAGGCACUAGCUUAGGUUGGUGGAACGACCAACGUAUAUGGCUUUACCAGAGAACAUCGUCAUACCUAUUUGCCUUCAUCGACACUAUUGUACACUACCUCGGAUACAGAAAUUCAGCAUUUGUAAUAACAGCCAAGGUUGCCGAUGAAGACGUGUCCGAACGAUAUGAGAAAGAGAUCAUGGAAUUUGGGAGCUCGUCUCCGAUGUUUACAGUGCUGGCAACACUUGCAUUGCUCAAUCUGUACUGCUUUGCUUGGGUUGUGAAGGCAGCAAUUACUGGAAUGAAUGGUUUUGCAGACGUUUAUGAGACAAUGUGCUUGCAGAUUCUCCUAUGUGUGGUUUUCAUUGCCAUUAACCUACCGUUAUACGAAGCUGAUAGGCGCAAAAAAGCCCUAUACCUAAGGAAGGACAAGGGCAAGCUGCCGAGCUCUGUAGCAUUGAAAGGGGAAAGAGAGAAGAAAUUUGGUGGUGGUUUUGUGGAGAAUGGUGGCCAGAGUCGGCCGGGCAGCAUCGGAGAAGACGGCCGAGGACGGAGAGCUUCUCAGCUCUCGUUGUACGCGAGAGAGGAGUGCUUGACCCGACUUGGGUCAUUUGACCUUGGUUGGGUUUUCAAAGAAGGAAUCAAUGGUCAGGAUUAA